AUGAGUUCUGUUCCAGCAAUGCCUGUUGUUGAGAGCGAUGACAGAGCUCCAUCACCCACCCAUGUUCAAGACGAAGAAGACGUAGAUGUGCCUAUGCCUAAUGAACCCUACCAUGAUGAUGAAGCGCAAGCCCAACAAGAGGAAAGACCUGCCCAAUCCGAAGGAGAAGAAGAGGAUGAACAAUUGCAUAGCCAGCAGCCCCGCAGAGCAAGAUUGCAUUUUCAAAACUCUUAUGAAGCCAGUGUCGUGAGUACAUCCUCCAAUCCUCCGCCUUAUGAGUUGUAUCCACCUGCAAAGACAGUAUUUGGGAGAGCAUUCAACUGGUUACGCAAAAUCCCUAGAUGGAACACACACCAAGCCAUUUAUUUACCGACCAUCCAUAACAACAGUGGUAGUAGCAGUAGUGGUAGGUCCAUUUUUAGUUUACGAAGACACAGGAGAACAGAUUCUAGUACCAGUAGUAUAUCAUCCACGAAUUCCGUCUCCUGUUGGUCGUAUUAUUAUUUUGCAAUUACAGAUCGUUUACCCGAUUGCCCUCGCUUUGUUCUUCCCUCAUUUUUAGCUCAGCAUAGGCUUGUGCUCAUCUUGGUAUCCCUGUUCUCCUUGGUUCUGUUCAGUUUCUUGCUGUUUUGCUCAGUGUACUUUCAGCCCACAAGCUAUCCAAAUCCCGUAUUUCCAGACAAGAUGACCAACGACACUGCCCGCUUCUUGACCCUGAAUAUCUUUAUGCGCCCGCCACUUAUCAAGAACAAUUGGUCCGACUUUAAGGAUGAUCGCCUUGCUUAUAUCGAAAAGUACAUCCUGCCCGACUAUGAUGUAAUUACAUUUCAAGAGUCAUUUGCAUUUGCCACCAGACGAAAGGACAGAUUGAUCACAACCGCACGUUUGAUGGGCUACAAUUACCAUAUUGAAUCACCUCGCAAAUAUCCAUGGAAUAUUGGUGUCGAUGGUGGUCUGUUGAUGAUCUCAAGAUUUCCCAUCAAAAAGUCAAACAUCAUUGAAUAUCCAAGAGGACAGCACAGUGAUUGGUUGUCCAUCAAGGGAGCCCUUCAUGCGCUGAUAGAAUUGAAUCCUGACCGCAAAAUGCACUUGUACACAACGCACACACAGGCGUCUUAUGAUUUGAACAACAUUAUCAACGAAGACGACACAGCCAUCCGAUUAUCGCAGUUCUCUCUGCUGCACAAUUUUGUAUAUGACACUACCAAAGACGACAAUGAGCCCAUCAUGAUUGUCGGUGACUUGAAUGUGGAUGCUGCUGUUCAUCCCAAAGACAGACCCAUCACAAGACCCUCUAAAGAAAGUUCACCCGAGUACACAAAAAUGGUGGAUGUCAUUCGUGGUACAGGUGUCAUCAAACGUCCUGAUUCAGAUGAACGCUGGUUCGAUCAUCCUUGGAAAAUGGACGAUUUGACAGAUGUUGUCUACGCUAAAUACGGAUACCAUCCCGUUACAUUUGGUGAUUAUACGACGGAUGAAGAGGGCCAAUUGAUACCAGCAGAGACCGUGCUGACGAAUUGGGAUCAGUUGAUGACAGUUCAGAGCAUUGAUCGUAUCUUUUGGUCUGAUCGCAACACAAACAUUAUACAAUUGGAGUCGCCUCGAGUCGAGAAGUUCUGGGUCAAGGAAAACAACCAAAUGACAGAGAAGGAGCGACAGGAGACGGGAUUUACACAGAUUUCAGAUCACUAUGGUUUGAGCUGUAACAUUCAAGUGCUCUAA
This is a messenger RNA of Mucor velutinosus, 1722 nucleotides long. It is a transcript of the gene ISY1, whose product is annotated as NineTeen Complex (NTC) component. The transcript has 3 exons. The coding region runs from base 1 to 1722 and encodes 573 amino acids. Gene Ontology annotation, molecular function: sphingomyelin phosphodiesterase activity. The record is from RefSeq and is a predicted model, not a curated record. NCBI's taxonomy places the organism in Eukaryota, Fungi, Mucoromycota, Mucoromycetes, Mucorales, Mucoraceae. Gene Ontology annotation, cellular component: cytoplasm; extracellular region.